Molecule: messenger RNA, 1106 nt
Organism: Brassica rapa (field mustard)
Lineage: Eukaryota; Viridiplantae; Streptophyta; Magnoliopsida; Brassicales; Brassicaceae
Product: protein TIC 20-I, chloroplastic
Source: RefSeq, a predicted model, not a curated record
AGGGUAUUGAUGUAAAACUGAAGAGUGGAGAAAAAGCGAUAGAGAGAUUUAUUUUCUUUUUUGUUUGGGAGAAGAGUGAAGGAGAUAGGAUUCAGAGGUGGAUGAAGUAUUCGUUGUCUCUCUCUUCCUCCAGCGAACGUUCGGUAGUUUAGGUUGGUAAUGAUGAUAAGUGGAUGCAACGCGUUAACUUCACAUGUUCUAACAAGCUCUUGGGGGUUCAAGCCAUCUUCGUACAGAGCUACAGCUUCAGGACAGACUCAACGUUGUCUUGCUGGGAGUUCAUUUUCUGUCAUAAAGAACUCUUUGGGGUCACCUUUACCAUUUAAUGGGCUUCAAGCUAGUGUACAAAGAGGUGUGCCUUUGUCAUACCUCUCAGCCUCGUCUUCUUGCCUUCUGAAUGGGGAACAAGGUAGUCUGUCUAGCACACUACCUGUGUUACCCAUCCGCAGGAAAACCCUUUUGUCCCCAAGAGCAUCAAAAGAUGUACCCUCCAGCUUCCGGUUUCCUCCAAUGACCAAAAAGCCACAAUGGUGGUGGAGAACCUUGGCAUGCCUACCUUACCUGAUGCCGCUUCACGAGACCUGGAUGUACGCGGAAACCGCUUACCAUCUCCACCCUUUCCUAGAAGAUUUCGAGUUCUUAACCUACCCGUUUCUAGGCGCCUUAGGGAGGUUACCGGGCUGGUUCCUGAUGGCUUACUUCUUUGUAGCGUACCUUGGGAUAGUGAGGAGAAAAGAAUGGCCUCACUUCUUUAGGUUCCAUGUGGUGAUGGGUAUGCUGCUCGAAAUCGCUCUUCAGGUUAUAGGAACUGUUAGCAAGUGGAUGCCUCUUGGUCUCUAUUGGGGUAAGUUUGGGAUGCAUUUCUGGACCGCUGUUGCGUUUGCUUAUCUGUUUACAGUGCUUGAAAGCAUAAGGUGUGCGCUUGCCGGUAUGUACGCGGACAUCCCAUUUGUUUGCGAUGCUGCGUAUAUCCAGAUCCCAUACGACUAAUAGGAAGAUGUUGUUGCGUUUUAGAUGGCUGUUACUUUUCGUUUUAAUAAUCUGUUUGUUAGACCUUUGUAUCUGUAACAACUGUGUCUUUUUAAAUGACAGUUAUGUUUCAAACA